This is a messenger RNA of Leucoraja erinaceus (little skate), 1553 nucleotides long. RefSeq names its product eukaryotic translation initiation factor 4E type 2-like. Bases 161 to 865 code for a protein of 234 amino acids. Gene Ontology annotation, molecular function: translation initiation factor activity; RNA 7-methylguanosine cap binding. Gene Ontology annotation, biological process: translational initiation. The record is from RefSeq and is a predicted model, not a curated record. NCBI's taxonomy places the organism in Eukaryota, Metazoa, Chordata, Chondrichthyes, Rajiformes, Rajidae. Gene Ontology annotation, cellular component: cytoplasm; eukaryotic translation initiation factor 4F complex. The transcript has 7 exons.
AGCCCCCCCCGCGCGCACGCGCAGUCCCGGCCGCCGGAGCCCUUUUUAUUUUAAUUUAAAACUAAAGUAUUAUUUUUAAACUCACAAUUUCCAGCUUUUUAUUUUUUAAACCGAAGAUUCCUUUCCCGCCGCCGUGUUUUCCUUCGGAACCGCUGAAGAAAUGAACAAUAAAUUCCAAGCCUUAAAAGAUGAUGAUAGUGGAGACCAUGAACACUAUGAAGAGAACGAGGCACUGAAGGAGAAGGAAACAGAAUUGUGUGAACAGGAAAAGACACAAAACACAGCCAAAAGAAAGGUAGUGACUCCUGGAGUUGGCGAGCACCCUCUUCAGUAUAACUACACAUUCUGGUACUCCAGGCGUACACCAAGCAGACCAGCUAACACCCAGAGCUAUGAACAGAACAUUAAACAGAUUGGUACCGUCGCCUCAGUGGAACAAUUCUGGAGGUUCUACAGCCACUUGGUGCGGCCAGGUGACCUGACAGGACAUAGUGAUUUCCACCUCUUCAAGGAAGGAAUCAAACCCAUGUGGGAGGAUGAAGCCAACAAGAAUGGCGGCAAAUGGAUAAUACGAUUGCGCAAAGGCCUGGCAUCCCGAUUCUGGGAAAAUAUCAUCCUAGCCAUGUUGGGAGAGCAAUUUAUGGUCGGAGAGGAAAUCUGUGGAGUUGUGGUAUCCAUCCGAUUUCAAGAGGAUAUAAUUUCGGUAUGGAACAAAACUGCUUGUGAUCAAGCAACCACUGCUAGGAUACGGGACACACUGCGCCGUGUAUUAAAUCUACCACCAAGCACCAUUAUGGAGUACAAGACACACACGGACAGUAUCAAGGACAAUUCAAGCUUUCGAAACACAAAGAUCGCAGUGUGAUGUAGACUUCCAUGGAGCACUUGCCUCCGUGCGGCAAGGCAGGGGUUGGAGCACCUAAACACAAAGAGAAAAUUGGAUUGGUGUUGGACUCUCUCAUUUUAUCAUUAUUUAUUGCCCAUCUAAACAGAAGCCAUUUUGUUUCUGUAGUUUUUUAAAAAACUCCCUUUUUGAACACCGCAGUUAAUCAUGCAACCGUAAGCUGGUAUCUUGUCGUGGUCUAAGAGCAUCUUCUUUUCCCAGUAAGCAGACCGACAUUAUCUCUACUGCUAAGUCCGCAGUGGCAGGUUCUGAUCUCACGCCUUGCCUCAAGAUCUGAAUGGAUUUGGUAUCUUAAACCUUCAGUUUCAGGUCAGAAUCUUUAUUGUGUUGAGAGCCAUCUGUUUGAAAUCCAUUUUCUGUGAUUAUAGUAGAACUGAAAUGCAUAUGAUUUAAAGAAUAUAUCAUUUUAAAGUGCAGGAAACUGCUCUAGACAAGUAACACAGCAAGGAGGUUUAAUGUGUUAGUAUUAAACAUCUUAGUUUUGCAGAGAAGCUAACAUGUUUAAAAUAAAUACGUUAAUGUUAACAUAUUGCACAGAGGGUUAUUACCAAAUUUGUUCCAACAAAAUAAUCUUAAUGCAAAGUAUUCCCCAAAAAUACUAAUAUAAUUCUUGUCACAAUAAAUAACUGUUACAUUUCUCUGAGAAUAA